AAUACCCCAGCAGGUAGAACUUAUCAUAUCCAGUGUACUGCCGGGUUGUGUACACUAAAGAGUGGUCUCGAUUUUUCCCUCAUUUUCGGUCGAAUUUUAACAAAAUGUCAGACAACGAGGACACAGUAGAACCCAUGGACGUCGGGGAGGAAAACUCCAAUGAAUCCUCUUCAGCUGAAACAACAUCCUCCAGCAAAACGGGUGGGGAAUAUGAAAACAAAAUGGAAGUGGAUAGGUCAAAGAGGUUCGAUUACCUUCUUAAACAGACUGAAAUUUUUUCACAUUUCAUGGCUGGAAAUCGAGACAAAACGCCAUCAUCCCCCCUCAAAUGCAAACCUGGUCGACCAAAGAAAUUGGAAAACAGGAAGCCUUCCAUAACUAGCGACAUCGUGGACAAGAAGAGUUUGGAAGCUGCAGAUCACCGCCAUCGCAUGACAGAGCAGGAGGAAGAUGAAGAGCUGUUAGCAGAGGCCACAAAGUCCUCGAGAAUCAUAAGGUUUGAGGAAAGUCCGAGCUACAUUGAGAAUGGUGAGAUGAGGGACUACCAAAUCCGAGGUCUUAACUGGAUGAUUGACCUGUAUGAAAAUGGCAUUAAUGGUAUCUUAGCCGAUGAGAUGGGUCUCGGAAAGACCCUGCAGACCAUAGCUCUUUUAGGUUACAUGAAGACUUACCGAAACAUCCCUGGACCCCACAUGGUCAUUGUACCCAAAUCCACAUUACGUAACUGGGAGAAUGAGUUCAAGAGGUGGUGCCCAUCUCUACGUGCUGUCUGUUUAAUUGGUGACCAGGAGACCAGAUCUACUUUCAUUCGUGAAGUCAUGAUGCCUGGGGAAUGGGAUGUUUGCAUCACCUCCUAUGAGAUGUGUAUCAGAGAGAAAUCAGUCUUCAAGAAAUUUAAUUGGAGGUACAUGGUAAUUGAUGAGGCUCAUCGUAUCAAGAAUGAAAAGAGCAAGCUCUCAGAAAUUGUCCGUGAAUUUCGUUCAACCAAUCGCCUGCUGCUGACUGGUACACCCCUGCAAAACAACCUCCAUGAACUGUGGUCACUGUUGAACUUCUUGCUCCCAGAAGUCUUCAGCUCUUCUGAGGAUUUCGAUGCUUGGUUCAACACUAACAACUGUCUGGGAGAUCAAACUUUGGUUGAACGUCUGCAUACUGUCUUGCGUCCCUUCCUGCUCCGUAGGUUGAAGUCUGAUGUCGAAAAACGCCUGCUUCCCAAAAAAGAAACCAAGAUUUACAUCCAGCUUUCAAAAAUGCAACGUGAUUGGUACACAAAGAUUUUAAUGAAGGAUAUUGACAUUGUGAAUGGUGCUGGGCGCACUGAGAAAAUGCGUCUGCAAAAUAUCCUCAUGCAGUUGCGGAAGUGUUGCAACCACCCUUACCUCUUCGAUGGUGCUGAGCCUGGUCCACCUUAUACUACUGACUACCACUUGGUUGAAAACGCUGGUAAGAUGGUUGUUCUAGAUAAGUUACUCCCAAAACUUCAAGAAAUGGGGUCCCGUGUCCUCCUCUUCUCUCAGAUGACACGUAUGUUGGACAUCCUCGAAGAUUAUUCCGUGUGGCGUAAAUAUUCAUACUGCCGUAUUGAUGGUCAGACAGCUCACGAAGACAGACAGAGGCAGAUCGACGACUUCAAUUCACCUGACUCAGAUAAGUUCUUGUUCAUGUUGUCAACUCGCGCCGGAGGUUUGGGUAUUAACUUAGCAACUGCUGACAUUGUAAUCCUCUUUGAUUCAGAUUGGAACCCACAAAUGGAUUUACAGGCUAUGGACAGAGCCCAUCGUAUUGGUCAAAAGAAACAAGUCAAAGUCUUCCGUUUUAUUCAAGAAAAUUCCAUGGAAGUAAAGUUGGUGGAACGUGCAGAAGUCAAGUUGCGUCUUGAUAAGAUGGUUAUUCAGCAAGGUCGAUUAAUAGAUAACAAGACCAAUACCCUGGCAAAGGAUGAAAUGUUGGCUAUGAUCAGGCAUGGUGCCAAUGAAGUAUUUAAAGGAAAGGAUGAUGAGUUUACUGAUGAGGAUAUUGAUUCCAUCAUUGGUAGAGGAGAGAUCAAGACAGAAAGAACUGAACAGAAGCUGAAAGCCUUGGGAGAAUCCUCCUUGAGGCAGUUCACUCUGACUUCCUAUAAUUCAGUUUAUCAAUUUGAAGGUGAAGAUUACAGGAACAACAGAAUGGCAAUUGUUGGUAUGUGGAUCGAGCCACCAAAGAGGGAGAGAAAAGCCAACUAUGCUGUUGAUGCCUACUUCAGAGAGGCCCUCAGAGUCUCAGAACCAAAGGCCCCUAAGCCCAAUUGGAGAGGUGCGCCUCGUCCUCCUAAACAGCCUGUUGUUCAAGACUUCCAGUUCUUCCCUCCAAGGCUUUUUGAGCUCUUGGACAAAGAAAUCUACUAUUACAGAAAGACUGUCAGCUACAAGGUGCCCAAAAAUCCUGAGUACAUGGCUGAUGCUGCGGUCGUAUUCAGAAGGAAGAGCAAAGGAAAAAUUGAUGAAGCUGAGCCGGUGACAGAAGAAGAAAUGGAAGAGAGAGAUAACCUCCUCACCCAAGGGUUCCUUAACUGGAGUAAGAGAGAUUUUAACCAGUUCAUCAAAGCCAAUGAAAAGUUUGGUCGUGAUGACAUUGAAAAUAUUGCGAAGGAGGUCGAGGGCAAAACACCUGAAGAGGUGAUGGAAUACUCUGCUGUGUUCUGGGAGCGCUGCUCAGAGCUGCAAGACUGUGACCGAAUCUUGGCACAGAUAGAGAGAGGCGAGGCAAAAAUCCAGCGAAGAGCUUCCAUCAAGAAAGCCUUGGAUGCUAAGAUGGCUAGGUAUAGAGCACCUUUCCAUCAGUUGAGAAUAUCUUACGGCACCAACAAAGGAAAGAACUAUACUGAAGAAGAGGACCGGUUCUUGGUCUGUAUGCUGCAUAAGCUAGGUUUUGACAAAGAAAAUGUAUAUGAAGAGCUAAGGGCAGCUGUUAGGUCAGCUCCUCAGUUCAGAUUUGAUUGGUUCAUCAAAAGCAGAACUGCUUUGGAAACUUCAGCGUCGCUGCAACACAUUGAUACAUUGAUUGAGAGAGAAAACCAAGAGCUGGAAGAAAAGGAACGUGCUGAAGAAGCAAAGGGAAGGGAAGGCCCAAGGGAUAGCUCUUUAUAUGUAAAAUCUGGAAAGCGGGCUGCUGGUUCUCAAGAUGGCCGUGGUAGAAGAAAGAAGAAAGUAGAGUAGAAAUAUAAUAGUAUGUAUUCUUUCAUAAGGCUAAACCUGUUGCUCUAAGCAAUCUAGAACUAAAUUUACUUGGAUGUGGACCAAAAAAGUAUUUCCCAGUUUAGCUGAAUGACAUUUAUACGGACUGGUUUUUACUGGAAAGGAAACU
This is a messenger RNA of Macrobrachium nipponense, 3342 nucleotides long. RefSeq names its product chromatin-remodeling complex ATPase chain Iswi-like. The record is from RefSeq and is a predicted model, not a curated record. Gene Ontology annotation, cellular component: nucleus; chromatin. Gene Ontology annotation, molecular function: ATP hydrolysis activity; histone binding; DNA binding. NCBI's taxonomy places the organism in Eukaryota, Metazoa, Arthropoda, Malacostraca, Decapoda, Palaemonidae. Gene Ontology annotation, biological process: regulation of transcription by RNA polymerase II; nucleosome organization.